GUCGGAGUUUUUCCAAAAUUUUCUAUAUUUCCUGAGUUUUCAUGCAAAUUUUGAUAUAACUCUCAAAAUGGAUUAUCAAAGUCGUCAGUUGGCUGGAGAUUUCUUCCUGCGAGAACCAGUUGAUGCCCGAAUAAGAAAGCCUAAAAAUGAGCCAGAAGAAGAGCAACACCCGAAACUCAAAGUGGAAAUGCAGACUAUUCGUUUGAAUUCUGACUCUCAAAAAUUAGUUUUGGACACCUUGAAGUUUAUACAUGGACCCGAUUUUAAACUUGGAAGCGCCAGCGUUUACAAGGAUAAAGGCACGAACCUCAGUAACCGCUACUGGAUGGAGCGCGGGAACCUAGUUGUGCAGGGAGGAUGCGACUAUUCUCUCAACACUAAACCAGACAUUGAGACUUCAGAAGCCCGACUGAGAGCUUUUGCUUUGACUAAGCUGGAGAAAUACAACUUCCACAAAGCACAUUGUGCAGAAGCAUUGAAUCUGGCAGGAGAGAGUGUAGAUAAGGCAUUAGAAGUCCUUUUCUACAAGUAUUUUAAAGUGGAUCCUCAAGAGAAACCGACUAACGUACCAUCAAUGACCGAACUUGAAGAAAUGAGAUCAGAUGAAAGGGCAGUCUUAGAAUCAAUCUACGAUACAAAUUUCAAAGUAAAAGAUGCACACAUUUGGAGUAUUAGCCUUAACCUAGAUUACAUCACAAAAUUGUACAAAGAAAAGGAAAUACAGAAACCUAAAAAGAAAGACAACAUAAACUACAAUAACAAUUUCAAAACGAAAAAGAAAGAGGUCUGUAAAUUAUUUUUGAAAGGACCAUGUAGAUUUGGAGCUAAAUGUAAAUUUUUGCAUGAGACAAAUGAACCUUGUAAUACUGAAACAAGAACAGUGACUGAUGACAGUCAUGAAGUGACUUAUGAGUUAGAAAUACGGUUUCCAGAAGAUACAGUGUAUCCCUAUCAACCUCCUUUAUUAUAUUUCAAAACUGUAACUCGAACAAAUUUAGUACCAGAGCUGGCAUGUUUACGGAUAACAGCUCGUCUUUUAGAAGAAGCAAAAAUCUUAGCACAAGAUGGUAUACCAAGCAUAUAUUCUUUAGUUGAAUUGUUAAAUAAUGAAGAAGAUAUAAUUAAUUAUAUACAGUUUGAUACAAGUACUUUUCCUGAGCCCACAGAUGCCUUAUGUCCCCAAUUAAUAGAAGAUUCUAGUGUAAGUAAAAAGAAACCAUCUCAUUACAAAAAGGGUCAAUUAAAAGAUCAUAGAUCGAAUGUUAAUUUUGAAAAUGUAUUAAAAGAGAACAAAGAGAUAGUUGAUAGUUGGUUGGCGACAAAAAGUAACAAUAAGUAUAGUAAAAUGAUGCCAAUUAGAAGAAAAUUACCCGCUUGGCAGAAACGGAAAGAAAUUCUGGAUACUAUUAAAAAAUCUCAGGUAGUUGUAAUAAGUGGUGAAACCGGAUGUGGUAAAAGUACACAAGUACCACAAUACAUACUUGAUGAAUGGCUGGACAACUUCAGCAAAGAUGGGCAACUUCAGCAUGUAGAAAUAAUUUGCACGCAGCCUAGAAGGAUAUCAGCUAUUGGUGUCGCUGAUAGAGUUGCUGAAGAGCGAGUCGAAAAGACAGGGCAGGUUGUUGGUUAUCAGAUUCGCUUAGAAAGCAAAGUAUCGUCAAAAACACGCCUAACCUUCUGCACCACAGGAAUAUUACUACGAAGAUUGGAAUACGACCCGCAGUUGAAAUCUGUCACUCAUAUAUUAGUGGAUGAAGUUCAUGAACGGUCAGAGGAGAGUGAUUUCUUAUUGCUCAUUUUGAGGGACCUUAUUAAAGUCAGAAAGGACUUGACAGUCAUACUUAUGAGUGCGACCUUGAAUGCUGAUUUAUUUUCGAGUUACUUUGAAAAGAUUCCUAUUUUAGAGAUUCCAGGAAGAACUUUUCCAGUUGAACAGUUUUUCCUAGAAGACAUUAUGGAACUUACAAAUUACGUGCUAGAAGAAAAUGGUCCGUAUGCGCGAAAAAUUAAAAAAGGUGACAAGGAUAAAAAAUUUGACCUAGAAACAGAGCUAGAAACGUGUGACGUCCGAUCAGAAGCCAAUGAGCCGCCUAAGGCCUCCAUUCGCGACGAAAACCUCACUGUGGGACAGAUGCUCGCUAGGUAUCCAAAGUGUAGCAAGGUCACUUGUAAGAAUAUGUACCUUAUGGAUACGGAAAAGAUCAACCAAGACCUAGUCGAGCACGUGUUAACGUACAUAGUGGAAGGUGAUCACAAAUGGCCGCGAGAGGGCGCUAUACUCAUUUUCCUGCCAGGAAUAGCCGAAAUCAUGGCGUUGCAUGACCAGCUAGCCGAGAGUCAUACUUUUAGUGCCAAAACCGGCAAAUACAAGCUAGUCCCUCUCCACUCAACGCUAUCAAGCGAAGAACAGGCUCAAGUCUUCAAGAAGCCUCGUCCCGGCGUUCGCAAGAUCGUGCUUUCCACUAACAUCGCUGAGACUUCUGUCACGAUUGACGAUUGUGUCUUUGUCGUUGACUGCGGGCGGAUGAAGGAGAAACGGUUCGACUCAAACCGAAACAUGGAGUCUCUCGAUCUAGUCUGGGUGUCCCGCGCGAACGCGAAACAGCGCAAAGGUCGCGCCGGUCGCGUCAUGCCUGGAGUCUGCGUGCACCUUUACACCUCGCAUAGAUACCACCAUCAUCUUCUAGAACAACCGGUGCCGGAGAUUCAUCGGAUACCGCUGGAACAGUUGUUGUUGAAGAUUAAGAUAUUACCGCUGUUUAAGGACAUGAGCAUACAUGAAGUCUUAGGAAAAACAAUAGAACCACCAGCAAAAAUUAACAUAGAUGGCGCUCUCGUUCGUUUACAAGACGUCGGCGCACUCGACUCAACGUACGCACUAACCGCCUUGGGACGCCAUCUAGCGGCGUUACCCGUCGACGUGCGGAUAGGCAAACUCAUGUUAUUUGGUGCUAUUUUCUGCUGUGUAGACUCUGCAUUGACUAUGGCUGCUUGUUUGAGUCAUAAGAGCCCGUUUGUUGCACCUUUUGGGAAGAAAGCUGAGGCCGACGCAAAGAGGAGAGAGUUUGCGUGUUCAAAUAGUGAUCAGUUGACUACUUUAAGGGCUUAUAGGAAAUGGCAGGAGGCGAUGAAGAGAAGCAACCACGCGGCGAUUGUGUUCACAAAUGAGAACUUCCUUUCACACAAGACGUUGUUAAUGUUGGCUGACAUUAAACAUCAGUUGUUGGGGUUGUUGGCUUCUAUUGGAUUCGUUCCAGACAUGCCCGACUUGAGGAAGAAGAUGAGAAAAGAUUCUGUCAUUGCUUUGACAGGAGAUGAGUUAAAUUCAAAUGGAAACAACGAUAAGCUGUUGGCAGCUAUAUUGUGCGCGGCGUUAUAUCCGAAUGUCGUCAAGGUACUAACUCCUGAGAAAUCUUUCCAUAUGCAAGCAGGCGGUGCUAUACCACGGCAACCUAAUCCGGAAGAACUAAAAUUCAAGACGAAAUCCGACGGUUUCGUGGCCUUACAUCCAUCCUCUAUAAAUUCCACUGUAGGGUAUUUCGCGAGCCCUUAUUUAGUGUACCAGGAGAAGGUUAAAACUUCGAGAGUGUUCAUUAGGGAGUGCUCUAUGGUGCCGCAGUUGCCGUUGGUUUUGUUUUCUGGUUGUGGACUGACUGUUGAGCUCCAUAACGGAACGUUCAUAGUGUCUCUCGAAGAUGGCUGGAUCAUGUUUCAAGUUGAGAAACACGAGGUCGCAGAAAUGCUAAAAACGAUUAGGGUGGAGCUAGUGAACCUGCUUGAAGAAAAAAUCAACGACCCAUGUCUCAACCUGUUGCAUUACGACAAAGGCAGCAGAAUUAUAAAAACAAUUGUACAAAUUAUCACAAACUUUUAAAUUAUUUUAUUUUGAUCAAUGAACUUUUCAUCGGAAAUGAACCGGUAGCGAUGUUUUAUUUGAUAUGUCUAAUCUCAAUGAAAGGUGUGCAAUAUCAGGGAACCAAUUCUCGUACGCUGCGACAUUUUCUCGGCUUCGAAAUGUCUACAGAAAAUGUCACUGUAUUGUCCAACAAUUCCUAUUUUCGGUGUCAAUAGAUCACUAAGUUGGACGAUUUGAUAUCUCUAUUCUGUUUUUAUAGAUUGUAUGUAAAACAUAAUCGAUAAAAAAAUCAUUUCAGUCUUUUUUGAAGACGGAGUAAAAUGACAUUUGCGUGGUUGCCAGUUUCAUAAAAUUUUAAAU
Molecule: messenger RNA, 4216 nt
Organism: Hyposmocoma kahamanoa
Lineage: Eukaryota; Metazoa; Arthropoda; Insecta; Lepidoptera; Cosmopterigidae
Product: putative ATP-dependent RNA helicase DHX57
Exons: 17
Coding region: 68-3874 (1268 amino acids)
Cellular component (GO): intracellular anatomical structure
Molecular function (GO): RNA binding; ATP binding; metal ion binding
Source: RefSeq, a predicted model, not a curated record